AAGCACACAGAGGAGGGGAGAGGGAGACAGUAUCUGCACUUGGUGUGAGAGGUUCCCAGUGCUCCAACUUGCGGCAACAGAAGAUCUUUAUUUCCCUGUGAAUUCCUCUGUGGGAGAAUACCUUAUUAUCCAAACUGACUAUGUCAGCGGCUUUUGAGAUUACCGGUUUCUUGAUGGGGCUAGCAGGGUGGAUGCUUACUGGAUCAACAUUGGCAAACAAUUACUGGAAGAUUUCUACUGUUUACGGGAGCGUAAUCACAAGCUCACGAUUGUAUGAAAAUCUAUGGAAAAGCUGUGCCCAGGACAGUACUGGCGUCUUCAACUGUCGAAUGUUUGAGACAAUGCUCGGUCUUCCAGCGUAUGUCCAAGCAUGCCGUGCUUUGAUGAUUAUUGCCAUCAUUCUAGGAGUUAUUUCCUCAAUGCUGACACUGUUUGGCCUGAAAUGCACCAGCAUUGGAAACAUGGAUGAGACAGUCAAAGCGAAGAUUGCAGUGACAGGUGGAAUUAUCUACAUCCUUGCAGGUCUAUGUGGAAUAGUACCAGUUUCGUGGUAUGCCUACAACAUCACCAUGGAGUUCUACAACCCAAUCUACGGUGGAACUAAGUACGAGUUGGGAUCUGCCCUUUACAUUGGAUGGGCUGGGUCUGCUCUCCUUAUCCUGGGAGGUUCUUUCUUGUGUUGUUCCUGCAAAAGAGCCAAAAACGAUGGAGGCUACAAGUAUUCUGCUGCUCAAGGUGGGCAAAGAAUCUACACAAAGACAGAAUCAGCUCAGUCAAAAGCCUAUGUCUAAACCAGAGACUGACAAGGAAAAAUGCCUUAUUUUUAUGUUACUUAGGUCUUCAAAUGUCUUUCAAGAAAAAAAAUGUGUUUGCAGUCCAAUCAUUAUGGCACUCCAUGAAGCAUCUAAAUAACUAAGACAGAUUGCUGCAAACGCAAGGGACUGCAGAUGCUGGAAUCAGGAACAAUAAAUAACUUGCUGAAGGGAAUCAGCAGGUGAAGCAGCAUCUGUGGGGGAAAGGAAUUGUCAACGUUUCGAGUUCUGGCUCAGUGAGAAACGCUGACAAUUCAUUUUGACCCACUGAGCUCCUCCAGCAGUUUGUUUGUUGCUUCAGGUAGAUUUCUACAUUGUACUGCUGACCGUGUUGAGUGUUUAUUUGUGACAAUGCCAGAGUUUUUCUGUUUCAGUUUGCCUGGAGAGCAUGAAUCCAACACAUCCAGCAUGGGGGUGCUGAGUGAUACUGCUGCCUCAGUGUGAUUUUUAGUGGGUUGGGGUCUAAUGGGAGUCAGUGGACUAAGAAUCAACACCCUUGAGGUGAGGGAAGGGAGAGAAGAGUUUGCAAGGAUAUUUAACACAAAUAGCUCGCCAUGUUUGGUUAUCCUGUGAUUUAAAGAGGCAGCUAAUGCCUAUUGGAAUGGUAGUUGCUGCAAGAAGCCUCCAGCAACCGUGUCCACCUUCACUGCCCCCCCCCCAAAUGAGUCCUGCUUCCUCUUGUCUUGCUUAUUUCCAUCUAAUAGCCAACUACCUCUUUUUCCAGCUUUAUAGUUUCCCCUCCUCCCCACCUGGCCUAAUCUGCCCCUCAUCCUUCACCCACCCACCUCAGUCUCCCGAUCACCUCUGGCCCCUGCCCCACCACCCCCAAUCUUCUCUUUCUAUUGGCCAUUUCCCAAGGAUUUGACCUGAAAAUACAACAUUUCAGUUCCCCCCACGGAUGCUGCUCAACUGAUGAUAUUUUUCCCAGUAGAUUGUUUGUUACUCCAGAUUCUAGCAUCUGCACUCUGUUAUUUUAAGGGUUUACCUGAGCUUUUCCAUUGUUAGGAGCUUUUUUGACUUUUCUGUGGUUGGAAUUGACAUGCUUAGAUCAACAUGAGUGUUUUGAGUUUCAGCUCUAUACAGGCCUCACUAGGAUUAAGUUCUGCACAGGCCACUGUAUGAGUGGAGUCUGUAUAAGGUCCAACUUACUGAGGCUUUGCAGGUCUUAGAUUGGCUUGGCUCCAUUUAAGCAGAGUAUUUAGAUUCCAUCACUAUGAGCAAUUGCAGUACAUUAUAUUAAAAGCUUUGACUUGUCUCCCACAAAAGCUAAUGAACAUAAUAUGCUGAAGUCUGUCAAUAAUCUAUUUCAAGUCUGGAGGAAGUGUGGCUUCUGCCUUUGUUUUGACUGGCUGAACUAAACAGUUCUCCUCAUACAUUUAGACUGAUUGCAUGACCGCAGUAUAACAUACCUCUAUCAUCUGUUAACAAGAGUCACAGAGACUCAACAAUGCAGAUUCAGUUCAGCAGGACAGAAAGAAUAGAAGGAAAAGUUGAGCAGCCUCUUGAACCUGUUCUUCUAUACCAUAAUUUCACAGCUGACCGUAUAACUUAACUGUACUUUCCAUUCCAAUCUUGACUCACUUAAUAAUCAAUGAUCAAUCAAUUGUAGCGUUGAAAAUACAUAGAGACUGAGCAGCCACAACCCUAUGGGAAAGGGGCUACAAUUCACCGAUCAUUGAUUAUUAAGUGAGUCAAUAUUUAACCAAUAAGUACAGUUAAGUUAUACAAAUCUCUGAGAAGAAAAAAUCACUCUCACCUUAUUCCUUUAUGACCAACACCCAAUCUGGACUAUAACCCUAAUUUUCCUAAUUAUUCUUUUGCAAAGAGGUAAAUGUGACACCAAUUAAUUUUGCGAGCCUUCCACUGUCUGUAACACUAAUAACUGCCACUAAUAAACCCAUGGAGAGAGGGCUAGCUGUCUUAUAGCUCCACAUAUAUAGAAUUUUAUGAAAUUACACCACAGUUGGCAAAUUUAACCCUUCUUUAUUUCUUGCAAUGGAUAAUCCAUAUAGUUCAACAGGUCAUAGAAAUAGAAAGUGAAAGAAAUAUUAAAAAUUAUUAAGGCAAACCCUUCACUCAAUAAUAAGAUAUUUAUCAGAUAAACAAUUAUACAUUGAAUCCUUUUUAGUCUUUAAAAGUGUCCACUGCAUUUUGUCAUCUUUGAUUGAGUACAGGGCAUGGGAUGUUGUGUUGAAGUUGUACAGGACAUUGCUGAGACCUAAUUCGGAGUAUUGUGUGCAGUCUUGCUCACCUACCUACUGAAAAGAUGGAAAUGAGACUGAAAGUGAACAGAGAAAGGGUUUAGAGCACCUGAGAAUUAUAAGGAAAGUGUGAAUAGGUUAGGACUUUAUUCAUUGGAACAUAAAAGAUUGAGAGGAGAUUUGAUAGAGUUAUACAAAAUUAUGAGGGGUAUAGAUAGGGUAAAAGAAACGAGGUUGAAUGGGAGUACCAGAGGUCAUGUGUUAAGUGUGAAAGGUUUAAGGGGAACAUAAGGGGGAUCUUCUUCAUUCAGACGCUCGUGCAAAUGUGGAACAAACUGCCAGUGAAAGUGGUCCAACACUUAAGGGAAGUUUGGAUAGGUAUAUGGAUGGUAGGGAUAUGAAGGGCUAUAAGUCCCAGUGCAGGUCAAUGGGAGCAGGCAGUUUAAAUGGUUCAACACUGACUAGAUGAGCUAAAGGGCCUGUUUCUGCACUGUACUUUUCUUGGACUCUAUAUUUCAUAUCUCAGUGAAGUAGAGCCUAGGAAUUCCAUCCUGAGAAUCAGACUCUUGGAUCAGUGUGGAUUUGUGGCACAGCCACACAAUUUGUGAGGAGUUCACCGGGAAACAAAAAAAAAACUCUGGCUUUGCAAUGCCUGACCACUCAAUUCAGCUCCUCAAAAUCAGGAAUGACACUCAGAAACAAUACUUAGAGACAGAAAAAGGGCAUCAAUUUCAACAUAUUGAAGACAAUAUCAGGAGUAUUACCCCUAAAAUUAUAGAGUAAAGUCAAGGUGAAGAUCUAAGAGUAUUUGGCCUGACUUUAUUUUAUAAUGUGGAGUGCCAUGGACAUCCAAAAGACUUGCAUUUUCGGUUUUCUGUUAUUUAUGUACCUCUAAUGACUUUAAUGCAAUGUUAUAAUUUUCAUGUAUUCCAAUUUAUAAAGAAACUACUGCUAUCAAUUGUCUUCAAUGAAACUUUAUAUCAUCAGGGGAGCAAAGGAGUGGCAAACACUAUGCCAUUUGUCUAAAGCCAGCAAGCAUCUCCUAAUAUGAAGAGUUCAGAUGCCAGGUUUGGUUGUGUGGGAAAUAAGACUAUAUUAUAGCAGGCUAUUGGGCAAAUAAAAGAUAAUGCCUGAGGUGCCUUUAGGUGAUCCAGCCCAAAAUGCAAUUACAAAUAGUGUCUCAGAGCCAACAUCAAAAUAAAACAGCUCAGUAGAGGGACGUGUCUCCAGAACCCUGUUGGAGUUGAGGUUGUCUUGAGCACCACAUGUUAUGAAUAAUGUCAAGGCCUCAAUAAAAGGCAGAGUCCAUUUUAAGAAAUUAAAUGGGGUAAGGAGCUUCAGCAAUACACAAAGAGCUGAUGCUGAAAGUAUUCAGCAGAUCAGGCAGUAUAGUGGAUCUAGUUAAUGUUACAGGUCAAUGACCUUGUAAAACUCAGCGAUACUCAUUCAAAAUUAAAUCGGCAUGGGCCAGAGCAGGGGGAGGGGAGAAAUUGGAAAGAAUUAGGAUUCUUUUGACCUCUGUGCAGGACUCACUGUGGGAGUCCUGGUGAUUGAGAGGCAAGUGUGUAAGACUCUAAAUCUGUUCACUCUGAUUACCAUUCAUUUUUUUAUGCUUUUAUUCUGGAGUUUAUGUGGUUGAAAUCACAGAAAUGUAUAGGCUGUUCUUUGUUAUGUAUGCAUUUGUUUUUUUUCUUCUUGCUUUUAGGUAGUUGUUAACAAGAUUUACAAAAAACUGUCACCAAUUAUUACAUUUCAGUAUGUGCUUCAAAAGAAUUUGAGUUUUGUUCUUACUGGAAUUUAGCAUAGAUUUUAAUAAAAUUAUUAAUGGA
Messenger RNA from Hypanus sabinus (Atlantic stingray), 4842 nucleotides. It is a transcript of the gene cldn15la, whose product is annotated as claudin 15-like a. The record is from RefSeq and is a predicted model, not a curated record. Gene Ontology annotation, molecular function: structural molecule activity. The coding region runs from base 141 to 791 and encodes 216 amino acids. NCBI's taxonomy places the organism in Eukaryota, Metazoa, Chordata, Chondrichthyes, Myliobatiformes, Dasyatidae. The transcript is spliced from 5 exons. Gene Ontology annotation, biological process: cell adhesion; bicellular tight junction assembly. Gene Ontology annotation, cellular component: bicellular tight junction; plasma membrane.